Molecule: messenger RNA, 1021 nt
Organism: Athalia rosae (coleseed sawfly)
Lineage: Eukaryota; Metazoa; Arthropoda; Insecta; Hymenoptera; Athaliidae
Gene: Polr3H
Product: DNA-directed RNA polymerase III subunit RPC8
Exons: 5
Coding region: 188-802 (204 amino acids)
Biological process (GO): transcription initiation at RNA polymerase III promoter; DNA-templated transcription
Cellular component (GO): RNA polymerase III complex
Molecular function (GO): DNA-directed RNA polymerase activity; DNA binding
Source: RefSeq, a predicted model, not a curated record
AAUGUCGUUUAGUUCACUAGACAGCCGCGGGGUGUUCAUGCACCGGUCUGCAUUGGAUUAAAAAUUCACGCAACUCGCCGAGCGCGUUAGAGCGCGUCCCGAUGGCGAUCUGUUAACAUGUGUGAAAAUACCCGGUGAUUGCAUAUGUCGAGACGAAAACAGUGGUUUUGUCGUUCAGAUUGAUAAAAUGUUUGUACUCGCAGAAUUCGAAGACAACGUACGAAUUCGACCUUGGAUGUUUCAACGUAAAUUAAACGAUGCAAUUGCCGAUGAGCUGAAUAGGAAGCUAGCUAACAAGGUUUACCACAAUGUUGGUCUUUGUAUUGCCUUGCAUGACAUAACGAAUAUAGAGGAUUCGUACAUAUUUCCUGGGGAUGGAUCCUCCCACACAAAAGUAGUCUUUCGCUUCAUUGUCUUCAGACCAUUUGUGGAAGAAAUUAUUGUUGGAAAAAUUCGGAGCUGCAGUGCAGAUGGUGUGCAUGUCACUCUAGGCUUCUUUGAAGACAUAAUUAUCCCACCUCACAAAUUACAACAUCCUUCAAGAUUUGAUCAGACCGAACAAGCAUGGGUUUGGGAAUAUGAUACUGGAGAUGGAGAGAAGCAUGAUCUAUUCAUGGAUGCUGGCGAAAGCAUACGUUUCAGAGUAGUGAACGAAACUUUUGUUGAAACAUCGCCCGUUAGCCCAGCUAUUAACACUGAAGCGAUUGAGAAAUCUGAAGCAACUCUCACCUCUCCUUACACUCUAGGCGCUGCGAUAGAUGAACCCGGACUUGGUCUUCUUACCUGGUGGGAGAAUACCUGAAAUCAAAAGAGUGAUUUCAAGAUGAAUGAAUAAAUGUCUUUGAAUGAAUAUUACAACGCGAUAGGAUUUGUACAUUACUUUUAUUUUACUUAUUAUCGCACUCUAUUAUUUUGAGAUUUUUUAUUAAUGCUUAGUCUAGUUACCCUAUCAGCAAAACAUUAAAAAUUAACACAAUACACAAUGUUACCGUUUAUCGAAUAAAUCACUAAUUUAAUAAUA